CGCCCGGCCGGCCGGGCUCAGCGCCCCCUCCAGGGGGGUGGGCUCCCCCAGCUGCCACCCCGGGCUGCCCUUCGCCCCUUCGUCCCAGCCCGCCGCCGCCGGCCCCUUCUCAGCCUCCUCCCGCUUCAUGCCCGGCACCAUCUGGUCCUUCUCGCAAGCCCGGCGGCUGGGCCCGGGGCCCGAGACCACCCUGGUGCAGGGGCCCGGCCUCUCGUGGGUUCACCCCGACGGGGUAGGCGUCCAGAUCGACACCAUCACCCCGGAGAUCCGGGCCCUCUACAAUGUGCUGGCCAAGGUGAAGCGGGAGCGCGACGAGUACAAACGCAGGUGGGAAGAGGAGUACACUGUGCGUGUCCAGCUGCAGGACCAAGUGGCCGAGCUGCAUGAGGAGGCCCAGGAAGCUGAAGCAUGCCAGGAGGAGCUGGCCAUGAAGGUGAAGCAGCUGAAGGCAGAGUUGGUCGUCUUCAAGGGAUUGAUGAGCAAUAACCUCACGGAGCUGGAUACCAAGAUCCAAGAGAAGGCCAUGAAAGUGGAUAUGGAUAUCUGCCGGCGCAUCGACAUCACAGCCAAACUGUGUGACGUGGCGCAGCAGCGCAACUGCGAGGACAUGAUCAAAAUGUUUCAGAAGCAGCUGUCUCUGCACUUGUCUCCCAUUAAGGUCCCAGCCACAGCGGGGCGGAAGCGGGAGCGGAAGCUCAUCAGUGACGAGGACACUUCACUGUCUGAGAGCGAUGCCUCCAAAAAGCCUGUGGAGGAGGAAGAUGAAGAGACCACAGCCAUGAGCAUCAAUGAGGAGAUGCAGAGGAUGCUGAACCAGCUGAGGGAGUAUGAUUUUGAGGAUGACACUGACAGCCUUACGUGGGAGGAGACGGAGGAAACGUUGUUGCUCUGGGAGGAUUUCUCUGGAUAUGCCAUUGCUGCUGCAGAGGUGCAGGGGGAGCAGCAGGAUGACUGUCUGGAGAAAGUGAUUAAGGACACGGAGUCCCUCUUCAAGAGCCGCGAGAAGGAAUAUCAGGAAACCAUCGACCAGAUAGAGCUGGAACUUGCAACAGCAAAGAAUGACAUGAACCGGCACCUGCACGAAUACAUGGAAAUGUGCAGCAUGAAGCGUGGGCUGGAUGUGCAGAUGGAGACCUGCCGCCGGCUCAUCACCCAAUCUGGAGACCGACUCCUGGCAGGAGUUGAAUUUGGUGCCAUGUGCCUAUGGAAGAUGAAUCGUGCUCAGGUGUCAGCUUUGACAGAAAGUCUCCUGCUUUCACACCUCCCUCAAACAGUGAGCCGGCCCUGAAUGAGGAAGCGGAGGAGUCCAGUCCUGACCUCCCAACUGAUGCCUCUAUCAGAUAAUUCGAGAGGCCCUGCCCCCUCCUGGCAAGGCAGAGAGCAGGGGUGUCUGAACUGUGGCUGGGAGAGACGACAGGGAGCCACCAUCAAAACUCUGUCAUCUAAUCCCUCCUCAUGUGGGUGGAGGUGGGGAACUUACCCAAAAAGGACAUGCUGAAAAUGAGAACAGUUAGCUAGAGCUGAGAGCCCUCACAUAGGGUCCCUUCCCUCUCCCCACCUCUGUGUUCCCUCCCUCCACUUGGCUCUAACUGGGGUCAGAUAGGAAGGAGCCAACCUUAUUAUAGCAUUGCCUGGGACCUAUCUCCUGGGGACCUCCCAGGUCCACUGCCUCCGUCCCAUCCUGGUAUACUUGACCUGUCUCCCCCUGUACCCCUUGUGCUGCUCAGAGGUAGAGUGGGAGCUGUGCCUCUCUCAAACAUUGGUGCCAACUGGACUGAAUGCUGGACUCUCUCUGCCCUCUGUGCUCACUGAACACUCACGUGGUUCCUGCGCAAGGUACUGAGAGCUUCUUCUCUCCUUGGGGGCAGGGAAAGGGCCACUGGCUCCCGCCCCCCCGCCCCCUCCAUGCACUUUGCUUUGCUGCGCAUCUGUGGUGUGAUGACGUGUGUGUCUGUGUUUGUGUUGGAAACAAGGACUCAUUAAAUGGGACAGUCGUGCCCUUUUCUACA
This is a messenger RNA of Pelodiscus sinensis (Chinese soft-shelled turtle), 2009 nucleotides long. The record is from RefSeq and is a predicted model, not a curated record. Lineage: Eukaryota; Metazoa; Chordata; Testudines; Trionychidae.